CACGUUGACCGUCUCGAUACCUCCUCAAGACAUGUCAGAAGUCCUUUCGACACACUCACUGUAUUAACCUACAUCAGCGGCCCUCAAAGGCACUUCAACACUCCUAGUAUCGUUCAAUAAGACUUCUAAGCCUUUAUUAGCGUUCCCCCAAAAUACUUCGAUUCUUCUAGUAACGUUCAAUAAGUGCUUCAACACCUUCCUUUUCGCCAGGUUGUAGCCAGAGACCGUCAAUAAAUUAAUCAUUUUAUACACCGCUGGCAACCAAUCUCACAGCUUUGUUAAAACAUAAGCAACACAACAACUGUAACAACAAUCACAGCAGCUAACAUCCAAGCCCAAGACGAUAACUAACCCGACUGCAGAGUCCACGACAAUACCCCGAAAGUAGUAACCACGACAACACAUAUGAACGUAGCAACUGCGACAACAACACAUGCGAACACAGCACCUACAUCAACACCCACGACAACAACACUCACGAACGUCGUAGCAGCCACGACAACAACACUCACGAACGCAGUAGCAACAACGAAAACAAAACCCAGGUCGACAACACCCACAUCAACAACACCCACUACAACAUCCACCUCAGCCAGCGCCCCCGACAAGCCACAUCUCAAGCAGACCCCACCACAUUCCAGCACAAUGUCUGGUCUAGCCAGCAUCCGCCUGACAUCCACGGACAGUGACUCCACAUCUCUCAGCGGCUACAAGAACUCCUCAACCUCCCAGGACUACAUAGACUCAGAUGUCACCAUGUCUCCCCUCAGUCCCAAGAGCCCAAAGAGUCCCAAGAGUCCCAGGAGUCCCUUCAGUCCCAAGAGUCCCUUCAGUCCCAAGAGUCCCUGUAGUCCUCUUAGUCCAAGGACUCCAAGAGGCUCCAGACCCUGUUCUCCAGCAAGCCCAGGUAGAGGAGGUAACCUUGCUUACCUGGCUUCCCGGAGGUCAUCCCGUGACAGUGAGGCUGGGGAUGUGGCACCUCUCGGGUACACCAGAUUCAAGCAACGACGCAGGUCAAACUUCCUGGAGCUGCCCAGCUUUGAGCACUUCAGACCCAGGGUGAGCUCUCUCCCUGAGAAAGCUUACAAUCCCAGGGACUCGGAAGAGCUCUACCGUCUCCGCUCCUUCUCUAUCACCUCUAAGGGCGUGGUCAACAGAGGAGACUCCAUUAUCUCCAAGAGAUCUCGCUCCAACACCUCCGUCUGCUCUACCACCUCCAGGUGUGAGUGCAGUUUGCAUGUGAGGGACCUGGUGUUAGAGAGAUCUCUCUCUAUCCUCAGUAUCAGGCCUUCAAGUCGUAGUGGCAGGAGUGGUGAGAGGUCACCCUUCGAGGGGUCGUGUUGUGGGUCGUCGUACGUGUCGUCUGAGUCGUCCCUGGAGGUGGCUAAGUAUAGGGUGGUGCUACUAGGGGAGACAGGAGUGGGCAAAUCCUCCCUGGUUAACCAGUUUAUGACCUCAGAAUACAUUAAUACUUACGACGCUUCUCUAGAUGACGAGUUUGGAGAGAAGAGUGUGUCGGUGUUGUUAGACGGUGAGGAGAGUGAAGUUACCUUUAUCGACCAUCCUGCACAUGAGAUGUCCGUGGAGAACUGUCUCUCAACAUACGACCCUCACGCAUGUGUGGUCGUCUACUCCACCACUGACAAGAGUUCCUUCAAGAAAGCGGAAGACACCUUAAGUUACCUCUGGAGGGAGAACUACACCAAAGACAAGGCAGUCAUCCUCGUGGGCAACAAGGUGGACCUGGCCCGCUCAAGGAUCGUCAAUAACAAUGAGGGAAAGUCUCUAGCCAGGAGUCACGAGAGCAAGUUUAUAGAGACAUCAAGUGGGAUCCAGCACAAUGUGGAUGAACUGCUGGUGGGAAUCGUCAAGCAGGUACGUCUGCGUCUGGCCGCUCACCGGAAGCGUCUAAAGAAGAUGUCCUCCUCGAAGACGUCUUUAAGUCUCAACACAGCCAAGGAACUUCUCAACAAGAUCUGUAUCCUCGACAGCAAGUCUAAAUCUUGUGAGAAUCUUCACGUCUUGUAGAAGGAUCCUGGAGGUGGUUCAGUCUUGGAGAGUCACAGGUGUUCCACAGGAGCCUUCACGUCUUGUAGGAAGGCCCUAAAGGACACCAAGAAGUGCUCCUCUUGCUGAUUUCAAACUCCAUAAUAGUCAGAAGAAACUUCGGCCUCUUGUAGGAGACACCGAAGCAAAAAACCAAUCAAGGAAACUCACACUUGUUCCUCAUACAGAACCCCCAGUGUCUUGAACACAGAGGUACAUGAGCACAAGUAAGAAGAAGACUUAAAAGGCCUCACCUAGGCCUCACCUAGGCCUCACCUAGGCCUCACCUAGGCCGCCGUCUGACCUUCAAGAACUCACUAAUACGUUCCAGCUCCACUGAGCUUCACGAGAAAGUUUAGUGUAAGAACUUCUCAUGUGGCUGUGUGAGAGGACUAAGGUCAUCCAUCACAAGCCACGGUGUUCACUCAGCUGUCCAUCACCUGUAAAUUUGUUAGUUAACUUAGUUAAUUGUGAGACUGUGAAGCUGUGAUGUGUCUACGAGGAGUGUGGGUGACCACCGUCAGGAUGGGUGACCCAGGGUCAUUCCCACCGUCAAGAUGGAUGACGUGUGGUCAUCCCACUCUGGAUGGUUAUAUAACCAACAUACCUCUAUAGGAAAUGUAUUAUUUUCCAUGUCCUUCGAGGACAUACUUGACAAUGAUAGAACCUGUAGUAGCACCUUGGGAGAUGACAACAAUUCACAACUAACCCACAAUACCGUGACAACAACAAUUCACAACUAAUCCACAAUACCGUGACAACAACAAUUCACAACUACCAACAAUACCGUGACAACAACAAUUCACAACUAACCCACAAUACCGUGACAACAACAAUUCACAACUAACCAACAAUACCGUGACAACAACAAUUCACAACUAACCCACAAUACCGUGACAACAACAAUUCACAACUAAUCCACAAUACCGUGACAACAACAAUUCACAACUAACCAACAAUACCGUGACAACAACAAUUCACAACUAACCCACAAUACCGUGACAACAACAGUUCACAACUAACCCACAAUACCGUGACAACAACAGUUCACAACUAACCCACAAUACCGUGACAACAACAGUUCACAAACUAACCCACAAUACCGUGACAACAACAGUUCACAACUAACCCACAAUACCGUGACAACAACAAUUCACAACUAACCCACAAUACCGUGACAACAACAGUUCACAACUAACCCACAAUAACGUGACAACAACAAUUCACAAACUAACCCACAAUACCGUGACAACAACAGUUCACAACUAACCCACAAUACCGUGACAACAACAGUUCACAACUAACCCACAAUAACGUGACAACAACAAUUCACAACUAAUCCACAAUACCGUGACAACAACAAUUCACAACUAACCAACAAUACCGUGACAACAACAAUUCACAACUAACCCACAAUACCGUGACAACAACAGUUCACAACUAACCCACAAUACCGUGACAACAACAAUUCACAACUAACCCACAAUACCGUGACAACAGCAGUUCACAACUAACCCACAAUACCGUGACAACAACAGUUCACAACUAACCCACAAUACCGUGACAACAACAAUUCACAACUAACCCACAAUACCGUGACAACAACAAUUCACAACUAACCCACAAUACCGUGACAACA
Cherax quadricarinatus is the source of this 3685-nucleotide messenger RNA. Lineage: Eukaryota; Metazoa; Arthropoda; Malacostraca; Decapoda; Parastacidae. The record is from RefSeq and is a predicted model, not a curated record.